GUCACAUUUCUGUGAUCACUCCUCCAAGGCGGCGCUCAGAAUAAACUACAAUCGUCAUGUGUUCAUUUGCCUAGGGAUACAGUUCGAGAACAAUUGCAGGAGUGAUCGGCGUAUCCUCAAUGGUUGUCUUCACGAUAAGGAAAACGCACAGAACAAAAUGGGCGCUUUUUUGUCUUUCUUUAUUUGUUGUCAUCACUUACAGAUGUUUCAGCACUGUGCCAGUUAGCAGGAAAGUCGGACUGAGCGCCAACUCGUCCCAAUUCACCUUUAAUGGUGAGCCCUUCCGUAUCCUCGGAGGUUCCAUCCACUACUUUCGUGUGCCUAGGGCCUACUGGAGGGACCGCUUAAUGAAAAUGAAAGCUUGUGGCAUCAACACUCUCACCACUUCUGUGCCAUGGAACCUGCAUCAGCCACAGAGAAAGAUCUUCAACUUCGACAUGGAGCUGGAUUUAGAAGCUUAUAUCAAUCUUGCAGCCGAAAUGGGUUUGUGGGUGAUUCUACGCCCAGGGCCCUACAUCUCUUCUGAGCUGGACCUAGGGGGGCUGCCAAGCUGGCUUCUCCAAGACGAUAACAUGAAAUUGAGGACAACAUACCAUGGAUUUACUGAGGCAGUCGAAAUUUUUUGGAACAAACUUAUACCAAAAGUUGUCCCUUUGCAGUUUAAGAAUGGUGGUCCCAUCAUUGCUGUUCAGGUUGAAAAUGAAUACGGGUCUUUUGCCAAGGAUGAUGAUUACAUGCCUUUCAUUAAAGAGGCUCUGCAGUCCAGAGGAAUUUCUGAACUACUGCUCACAUCACACAACCACAACACAAUCAAGUCAGGGGGUGUAGAGGGAGCCUUGAGAUCAUUGAAGUUGCAGAAAUUAAAUCAAAGAGACAUUCAAAAUCUGAACAUAAUCCAGCCAAACCGACCAACAAUAGUGAUGGACUACUGUACAGGCUGGUAUGAUGUGUGGGGUGAGCUCCACCACGUGCUCCCACCAGAGGAUGCGAUAUCAACAGUUAUACAGAUUUUGAGGCUUGGAAUGUCUAUCAACCUCUACAUGUUUCAUGGAGGCUCCAGUUUUGGCUUUAUGAGUGGAGGUGUGGCUGAACCUUACUACAAAGCAUUGGUGACUAGUUACGAUUAUGAUGCCCCCUUGUCAGAAGCUGGAGAGUACACUCAGAAGUACCAUCUCCUCAGAAAUGUGUUCACUGAAUUCCACAGUAAAAGUUUACCCGAGAUGCCAAAUCUACAACAUAAGCAAGCUUAUGAACAAGUCAUUAUGUACCAGCACAUGUCCUUAUGGGAUGCUUUGACAUUUACUGAGGGACCAUUUCAGUCACACGUGCCAAUCAGCAUGGAGAAUAUACCAACAAACAACAUGAAUGGACAAUCGUAUGGAUACACGCUGUAUGAGACAACCAUAACCACUGGAGGCUUAUUGACGUCAGGAGACAAUGUUAAAGAUCGUGCCACUGUUUUCGUAAAUAAAGAUUACAUCGGGAUUUUCAAACGGCAGAAUUUGAAGUUGGACAUUCCAGAUGGCGAGGGCCAGCGGACUUUAAGUUUAUUGGUGGAAAACUGUGGACGAGUUAACCGGGGAAGGAACCUUGACAAGCAACGUAAAGGUCUUGUAGGGGACAUUUUCUUGAACAAUAUCCCAUUACGGGAUUUUACAAUAUACAGCUUGGAAAUGAAACCCGACUUCAUUUCUAAUCUCUAUCAGGCCCCUUGGAAAGAGCUUCCUAUACGUCCAAGUUUCCCUUCUUUUUUCAUGGGCCAGCUCUCGACCUACGGGUAUUCCUUCGAUACAUUUGUGAAAUUGCCAGGUUGGGUUAAAGGUGUUGUGUUUAUCAAUGGGAUAAACUUGGGACGCUACUGGUCCAUUGGACCCCAACAGACACUCUAUGUCCCUGGUCCACUUAUCAACAGGAGAGUCAACCAUGUCAUUGUGUUUGAAGAGCAAGAAUGUGACUACAUACUCAAUUUUCUCGACACAGCAGAUCUUGGCAUGGAACAAGACAUCCAGUGACUCAUCAACAUCUUGUUACUUUGUAUACUGUAUGAGAUGUAUUUUAAAGUGGUGUACAAUAUUUUAGAUUAACCAUCCAUAAAUUAAUUUAAAUGACAUUUGAAGAGGCUUUUCCUGUUUACUACCGGGCAGUUUGAGAUGGGUAUACGGUACAGGGAGACAGUUUAGCUUAUCUUUACAGCACUAAUACUGUAUAAGUUCUAUAAAGCACAUAUGGAAUGUAUACAGUGCUGGCCAAAACUAUUGGCAUCCCUGAAAUUCUGUCAUCUAAUGCUCAAUUUCUCCCAGAAAAUUAUUGCAAUCACGAAUGCUUUGAUUGUAAUAGCUUCAUUUAUUUUUUAUUGCAAUGAAAAAACACAAAAGAGAAUGGGAAAAAAAUUAAAUCAUUAUCAUUUUACA
Molecule: messenger RNA, 2411 nt
Organism: Corythoichthys intestinalis (scribbled pipefish)
Lineage: Eukaryota; Metazoa; Chordata; Actinopteri; Syngnathiformes; Syngnathidae
Product: beta-galactosidase-1-like protein 2
Exons: 19
Coding region: 120-2012 (630 amino acids)
Biological process (GO): carbohydrate metabolic process
Cellular component (GO): vacuole
Molecular function (GO): beta-galactosidase activity
Source: RefSeq, a predicted model, not a curated record